GCUCCGUGUCGAUGUCAUUUCCGUUGUCAGGGUGAAGGGUCACGCGUGGGUUCCGGUCAGGGUUCUGCGGCCGGGGAUGUUGUGCGGGAGGUCGGUCCGGGCGGCGUCCGCCCUCCGAGCGGCCUGGGCCCGGCGGCUCAGUGGGCCAGGGGGCCGCGGGUCGGCGGCCGAGCGAGAUAGCAAGACUUCAAAAGUUCAAGAAAAUGCACUCCGCCCUCUGUACUUGGAUUUCCAGGCAACAACACCAAUGGAUCCGCGAGUGUUGGAUGCAAUGCUCCCUUAUCAGGUCAACUAUUAUGGUAACCCUCAUUCAAGAACACAUGCAUAUGGCUGGGAGAGUGAAGCAGCUAUGGAGAAAGCGAGAAAGCAAACAGCUGCUGUGAUAGGAGCAGACGAGAGAGAAAUUAUCUUCACCAGUGGUGCUACAGAGUCGAACAACAUCGCCAUCAAGGGUGUUGCAAGGUUUUACAAAGCCAGAAAGAAGCACAUCAUCACAACUCAGACAGAGCACAAAUGUGUACUCGAUUCUUGCCGUAUGCUUGAGACUGAGGGUUUUCAAGUUACCUAUCUGCCAGUGAAGACAAAUGGGCUGAUUGAUUUGGAGGAAUUGGAGAAAGCAAUUCGACCAGAUACUAGUGUGGUGUCAAUAAUGACUGUGAACAAUGAAAUUGGGAUAAAGCAACCAAUUGAAGAUAUAGGUCACAUUUGCCAAGCCCACAAGGUGUUUUUCCAUACGGAUGCUGCACAAGCUGUUGGGAAAAUUCCCAUCGAUGUGAACAAAAUGAAGAUUGAUCUGUUGUCUAUCAGUGGUCACAAAAUCUAUGGACCAAAAGGCGUAGGUGCGUUGUACGUCCGACGCCGCCCCCGGGUGCGACUGGAAGCCUUGCAGAGCGGUGGGGGGCAGGAACGGGGCCUGCGUUCGGGUACAGUUCCAACUCCUCUGGUGGUUGGGCUUGGGGCAGCGUGUGAAAUAGGACUGCAGGAGAUGGAGCUCGAUCACAAGCAUGUGUCCAAGAUGGCCAACCGCUUGGUGACGAAGAUAAUGAAUGCGAUCCCUGAUGUCAUUCUCAAUGGAGACCCUGAGAAGAGGUACCCAGGCUGUAUUAACCUCUCUUUUGCAUAUGUGGAAGGAGAGAGUCUUCUGAUGGCUUUGAAAGACAUAGCUCUCUCAUCUGGAAGUGCAUGUACGUCGGCCUCUCUGGAGCCUUCCUAUGUCCUGCGAGCUAUUGGGGCUGAUGAAGACUUGGCACACUCUUCAAUCAGGUUUGGUAUUGGGCGUUUCACUACAGAGGAGGAGGUAGACCACACAGCAGAGAGGUGCAUCCAGCAGGUGCAGAAGUUGAGGGAAAUGAGCCCACUCUGGGAAAUGGUGCAGGAGGGCAUAGACCUGAAGAAUAUUCAAUGGUCUCAGCAUUAGAGCAUUCCAGAGGAAAAUGGCUGCUGGGAAGGACUUUUAUCAUGGUCAGCGACUGUAAAGUGACCACCAGUGGGACUCUGCAUGCUGUCAUCUGCAGAAUGGGUAGAUCAACCCAAGUGAAUUGGUGUGUCUCGUGAGUUGGUGUUUUACAGUAAAUGUGAAUUCUAUCCCCUUGGUGAACUCAAACCUUCAGCUAUUGGCAAACUUUGUAAACUCUGGCUAUUGAAAGAAUAUAUAAUUGGAUAUGAUUGACCUUUUAACCAAUCUUCAUGGAUAUUAAAUGAAAGGCUGCUGCUGAACACUGGUACCUGGUGGGUAUCAACUAGCCUGUAGAGGGGUCUAUGCAAUUGCUCUAUUUAAUGCAAUACCUAGUGUGAUAUCAAUCAGGGUGAUCCCAGAUAAAAGAAAACAAAAGUCCUGUCAUCUUGUAAUCUUGAUACCUUGCUGGGGGAGUAGUUUCAUGUGGCAGAUGGUUUCAUCCCAUCGGAAGAGCAAAGUUAGAUGGCGCUCCUGUGCAGCACACUUAUACAGUUUCUUGCCUUUCAAUUAAAGAUGAUUGGUUGGCUACACUUGUAAUCUGCUCAGAUCUUUGUCUGGCUUUACUCCAGAGCUGGGUACCUGGGUGUGGUCCCAGAGCAAUGCUGUCACACCUGAAUACCUAAAGUUGGAAUUUGAGGGUGAGAGAGAAGAGACAAUAAGUGAAUGUCCUGUAGUUUUGUGCGGGACGAACUAACCGAGUGCUCUGAAUCUCCCUUCUUGGGAGCGAUGGUGCACAUUGCAACUGCAAAUAAUUUCAGAUCGUGAGUAAAAACUGUUGUACAUUAUUGACUUGAAUAUAAAGUACUUGACUGUAUUUGCAUCACAUUAGCCUCAAUUUUUUUCCAGUCCCAAACUUGUUCAGAAGCUAGGUUUGUCCUAAUCUAUCACUGGGGGGGAGUGACAUUCACCAAACUCAAUCAGGAAACUUACAAGUGAGGAGUCACAAUAGGGAUUGUCGAGAGAAAUAAGUCUGGGAAGGAGAAAGCUAGGUGACGUAGCAUGAGAGGAGAUGGUGAGCUGUAUCAGCAUCUGUGGAAAAUACUUCGCUUCAGGCACUGUUCAUUGUCCAGCAGAAACUUUUUGGGGAAUCUGGGGGUUGUGAAGCUGCCAUACUUCAGGGGCAGGUGAGGUCCAACCCUCUAUCAAAUCUGCCUGUUAAUAGAGAUACCCAGGUAAGGAACAUCUGAGCGACGUUUAUCUACACCAAUAAAUAGGAAAAGUCUGAUCUGUGGCUUCACAAUGGUUGACAAGGGAAUGCCUCUCGCCCACUUGAAACUACAAAGGACAGACAUAUUGAUGGCUGCGUUCUUUGUUACACUGGUGAAAACAUUCCUUUAUUUUCAUUUUCAAAUUGUUCCAUUUUUCAGGUCUUGAUUUGUACAUCAAAGUUUGGAGAUGACUCUGUCUAAAUUGGCACACACCAAACUGUGUGUGUGAAAAUAAGUGUGCACUUGUAGGCAGAGGAGCAUCCCUCAGUGGCAAAAUCCCUUUUUGCAGAAGUUCGGAAGCCGAAAGCUCUCGGCUCUGUACGGCGACAGUCGCCUGGGCUCUCUGCACUGAAGCCUGGUCGAAGGACUUGAACUUGGGAACCUUGCUCCUCGAGCUGGAUUUGGGUCUGGAUCUAUUCCUGAAGGCAUAGCCUCCCAAUCUCCCUUCCCCUUUUUCUACUAUUUUAUCUUCAAUAUAAAGUGCCCCUAGAGAGAGACCGAAACCUGACUUUUAAUGAAUGUUGCUUCCAGCCAACUGAGCUGCAACUUUUGGAGAUCUAGGAAGUGAUCUUAUCAAAGUCAGAGGACUGUAAAGAGCUGUGAGACUUUUCAAAAGGGAUGAAGGGUACCAUAGAAGUCUAAGUCCCUUCCCAGGAUAAUUGUGCCGAGAAAGAAACCCUAGCACUGCGUGCGCGAUACCAAUUGACCCAAACUGCUCGAGUUUCACUUGCCCAUUUGUUAGAACUAUUUCCAUAUUCGAUAUCUCCUUACAAAUUGGACUCGGGUCGAAAUAUUCGUCAGUUGUACUUUCUAUGCUAGUUCACACCACAAUCCCAUCUCACCACUAAUUUUCCCUGUAAUCUUUUCUUGCAUUCCCAUUGAUUCCCCAGGAUUCUGCACACUAGAGCAAUGUAGUGACCAAUUGUACCAGCCCACAUGCUUCUGACUUGAUCAGAAUUCGAUGUCGGAAAUGUUUUUGUGAAGAGUGCCUGGUCUUCAUGUUUUUGCACAGUAAAUUCCUACUUGCUCUGGUUUUAUUCACUUGCUACUGAAGUGGAACUGAAGGGUGUCCAAAUUAAGUCAUUCGCAACAGCAGUGAAUGACCAUUUGAAAAGAAAACAGCCAGACCCUGUGCUUUGCUCCAGCACAAUCCAUUGAACUGAGAAUGUAGAAUCUUCUUGCGUGCUGUCUCUUGAUAUCUGUUUAACUGCCAAAAGUGAUCUUUCUGCAGCCUUCAGCUCUGGAGUUUCAUCUGUGACAAUCUGUUGAGGUCUGGGCCACACUCCAGACCUGCUGAUGAUCGGGAGGGAAUGAGGAUAUAAUAAAUCAGGCCAAGGAUUUUCCCAUCUUUAGGUGGUGACCAUGAGGGUAGUCAGGAAGUUGCACUGGAAUGUUUACUUUCUAUGUAUUGCAUCAUUUGGACUAAAUAAUACGCACAAUUUAUACUUUCUUUUGUGUCUAAACCUAUUUUGGGGUUCCCUGGGCCCAUGGUAGGUAUAUAUCUGCUGCUUUAUGCAAUGAGUUGUACUUUAAGCAUUGGUAAGGUUUGGUAACAUAAUGUACAAGGCCUGUCAUAUUAAAGAGGUUGCAUAGCCUUGUGCUAUAGCUGUUGUUUAGAGCAGAUGUCUCUAAAUACUGUUACUCCAAUGUGGAGGCUGUAAAUGUGUUUAGUAAAUAAAAGUCAUUCCUUCUCUAAG
Molecule: messenger RNA, 4361 nt
Organism: Pristis pectinata (smalltooth sawfish)
Lineage: Eukaryota; Metazoa; Chordata; Chondrichthyes; Rhinopristiformes; Pristidae
Gene: nfs1
Product: NFS1 cysteine desulfurase
Exons: 13
Coding region: 77-1417 (446 amino acids)
Biological process (GO): [2Fe-2S] cluster assembly
Cellular component (GO): cytosol; mitochondrion; nucleus
Molecular function (GO): cysteine desulfurase activity; pyridoxal phosphate binding
Source: RefSeq, a predicted model, not a curated record